Pleurotus ostreatus (oyster mushroom) is the source of this 645-nucleotide messenger RNA. RefSeq lists its product as uncharacterized. Bases 1 to 645 code for a protein of 214 amino acids. The transcript has 4 exons. The record is from RefSeq and is a predicted model, not a curated record. Lineage: Eukaryota; Fungi; Basidiomycota; Agaricomycetes; Agaricales; Pleurotaceae.
AUGUUCUAUCUACUUCCUCUCAUUCUGGCACUAAGAGUCUCUGCUGCAACUUUCACCGUUUUUGAUGUCGCAUUGCCAUCAGAUGUACUACCAGCAGUGGGUCAGCAAACUGCGUCCAUUGUAUCCUUCAAGCCCCUCGGUGUUGGCCCUGACGGGACCACGUAUGAAAUCGCCCAAGCAGGGCCUACCGGCGGUCCCAUAAUCCAACAAACCAUUGUGGCCGACAAAUCUGGCAUUUCGGGCGUUGCCAAUCCGCAAGCGGGAGUUGAAAUUAAGGCGGCAUGUCAAUGGGGGGAUUCCCAAGAGGGCGUUUGCGAUGUCGACAUCUCUAACGAGUCCACCACAGCAUCGGUCACAUACACGGGGACCCUCGUUCCCCUGUUUACAGUGACGGUGGACGACUCGAGUGCCCCUGCUUUACCCACCAGCACCAGCGACGCCGCUCCCAGCUUGCCUUCGCCUACUAGUGCUGGUGGCGCAGAUCGCAGCUCACCUGCAGGUAGCGCAGCCUCCGAAUCAGGUGCCUCCGCUUCACCCACAAGCGAUGGUGCUUCUGCCUCCCCCUCCGCUUCCAACGCUGCCUCCCCCACGUUGAUCGAACACAUUUGUAUCUCGCUGCCACUUCAUGCUGAUGUUGUAGAUUAG